Puma concolor (puma) is the source of this 2964-nucleotide messenger RNA. NCBI's taxonomy places the organism in Eukaryota, Metazoa, Chordata, Mammalia, Carnivora, Felidae. The record is from RefSeq and is a predicted model, not a curated record.
AGAUUUCCGAGCAUCAUGGUUUACAGAGAUGAUUAUUUCAUCAGACACUCCAUUUCGGUAUCCGCGGUGAUACUACGCGCCUGGAUUACUCACAGAUAUAGUGGUGGAGACUUGAAUGUUAAAUGGGAGGACAAUUUGCUACAUGCCGUAGCUAAGAAUUAUACUCUGCUGAAGACGGUCCCGCCUUUCGAACGCCCUUUCAAAGACCAUCAAGUGUGCCUGGAGUGGAACAUGGAUUAUAUUUGGAACCUUCGGGCAAACAAGAUUCCCCAGUGUCCUCUUGAAAGUGAUGUGGUCACCCUGCUGGGCUUUCUCUAUGCCUCCAGUGGAGAAAACACAGGCAUUGUGAAGAAGUUCCCGAGGUUUCACAACCGAGAGCUGGAGGCCACCCGACGCCAGCGGAUAGAUUAUCCAGUGUUUACUGUUUCAUUGUGGCUUUAUUUACUCCAUUAUUGCAAGGCCAGUCUCUGUGGGAUUCUGUACUUUGUUGAUUCUAAUGAGAUGUACGGCACGCCGUCUGUAUUUCUUACCGAAGAGGGCCACUUGCAUAUUCAGAUGCACCUUGUCAAAGGAGAAGACCUUGCGGUAAAAACGAAAUUCACCAUGCCCUUGAAGGAGUGGUUUCGACUGGAUCUCUCUUUUAACGGAGGCCAGAUAGUGGUAGCCACCAGCCUUGGACAGGAUUUGAAAAGCUACCAUAAUCAGACCAUUAGCUUCAGGGAGGAUUUCUAUUAUAAUGACACUGCUGGGUACUUCAUUAUUGGAGGGAGCAGGUAUGUGACUGGCAUUGAAGGGUUUUUUGGACCCCUGAAGUACUAUCGUCUCCACACUCUGCACCCUGCACAGAUUUUAAACCCCCUCCUUGAGAAGCAGCUUGCUGACCAGAUCAAGUUAUAUUACGAAAGGUGUGCUGAGGUCCAAGAAAUAGUGUCUGUGUACAUGUCCACGGUACAGCAAGGGGGCAGGAGACCAGAAGCAUGCGACCUCCGGAACUCCUAUCUGGACCUGAAGCUCAGGUACGGGAGGCCCUCCACGUGCAGAGCCUUCCCCUGGGAGCAGGAGCUGAAAGACCGCCACCCCAGCUUGUUCCAGACCUUGGUGGAGAUGGGUUUGUUGACAGUACCGAGGAACCAAAAUGAAUCUGUAUUAGAAGUUGGCGGGAGGAUAUUUGAGAAGGCUGUAAAGAGACUCUCCAGUGUUGAUGGUCUUCACCAAAUUAGCUCUGUCGUCCCCUUUCUGAUGGAUUCCAGCUGUUGUGGAUACCAUAAAGCAUCCUACUACCUCGCAGUCUUCUAUGAAACUGGAUUAAGUGUACCUCAGGAUCAGCUGCAGGGCAUGUUGUAUAGCUUGGUGGGAGGCCAGGGCAGUGAGAGGCUGUCUUCAAUGAAUCUUGGCUACAAGCACUACCAGGGUGUCGAUAACUACCCCCUCGACUGGGAGCUGUCUUACGCAUACUAUAGCAACAUUGCCACGAAGACACCCCUCGACCAGCACACGCUACAGGGAGAUCAGGCAUAUGUCGAGACAAUUAGACUGAAGGAUGAGGAAACGCUCAAGGUACAAACGAAAGAGGAUGGAGAUGUCUUCAUGUGGUUGAAGCACGAGGCCACCCGAGGCAAUGCGGCAGCUCAGCAACGAUUGGCCCAGAUGCUGUUUUGGGGCCAGCAAGGUGUGGCCAAGAAUCCUGAAGCGGCAAUCGAGUGGUACGCCAAGGGUGCCCUGGAGACUGAGGACCCCGCGUUGAUAUAUGACUAUGCCAUUGUGUUAUUCAAGGGUCAAGGAGUAAAAAAGAACAGACGGCUUGCCUUAGAGCUGAUGAAGAAAGCGGCUUCCAAGGGAUUGCAUCAGGCAGUCAAUGGCUUAGGAUGGUAUUACCACAAAUUCAAGAAAAAUUAUGCUAAAGCGGCCAAGUACUGGCUAAAAGCAGAAGAGAUGGGGAACCCGGAUGCAUCGUACAAUCUUGGAGUCCUGCAUUUGGAUGGCAUUUUCCCAGGAAUUCCUGAAAGGAAUCAAACGUUAGCCGGUGAAUAUUUCCAUAAGGCUGCACAAGGCGGACACAUCGAAGGAACCUUGUGGUGUUCUCUCUAUUAUAUCACAGGCAACCUGGAGACCUUCCCUAGAGAUCCCGAGAAGGCUGUGGUAUGGGCAAAGCACGUAGCUGAGAAAAAUGGCUACUUGGGCCACGUCAUUCGCAAAGGCCUCAAUGCCUACCUGGAGGGUUCAUGGCACGAAGCUUUGCUGUAUUAUGUUUUAGCAGCAGAAACUGGAAUUGAAGUGUCACAGACAAAUUUAGCACACAUCUGUGAGGAGAGGCCAGAUCUGGCCAAGAGAUAUUUGAGCGUGAAUUGUGUUUGGAGAUACUAUAAUUUCUCUGUUUUUCAAAUCGGUGCUCCUUCGUUUGCAUAUCUGAAAAUGGGAGACCUUUACUACUAUGGCCACCAAAACCAGUCACAAGACCUUGAGUUGUCUGUGCAGAUGUACGCCCAAGCCGCAUUGGAUGGAGACUCACAGGGAUUUUUUAACCUGGCUCUGCUAAUUGAGGAAGGUGCUAUAAUCCCACAUCAUAUUUUGGAUUUCUUGGAAAUUGACCCAACUAUCCAUUCUAAUAACAUCUCCAUCCUUCAGGAACUGUAUGAAAGGUGCUGGAGCCAAAGUAGCGAGGAGUCCUUCAGCCCCUGUUCCCUGGCCUGGCUUUACCUUCACCUGAGGCUCAUCUGGGGUGCCGUGCUGCACUCCGCCCUGAUCUACUUUCUGGGAACCUUCUUGCUGUCUGUAUUGAUCGCCUGGACUGUGCAGUAUUUCCAGUCUGUUUCAGCCAGUGGUUCCCGUCCCACACCAGCCCGGGCCUCCUCAGACCCCACGGCCCCAUCCACCAGUCCGGCUGUGACUCCAGCUGCAGAUGCCUCCGCUCAGGACCAGCCCACGGUCACUAAUAACACAGAGCCUUGAGAGUGAACUGUGCGC